This is a messenger RNA of Recurvomyces mirabilis, 1053 nucleotides long. RefSeq lists its product as uncharacterized. The record is from RefSeq and is a predicted model, not a curated record. The transcript is spliced from 2 exons. Lineage: Eukaryota; Fungi; Ascomycota; Dothideomycetes; Mycosphaerellales; Teratosphaeriaceae. Bases 1 to 1053 code for a protein of 350 amino acids.
AUGGUCACGAUCACCGCCGAUAUAGACCGCUUGGGGAGGGGGAUGCAGACUCUACCGCAAGAAUUGUGGACUCUUGUCUACGACCUCGUCUUCACUGCCGAACCACGACAAUGGGCGAUCUGGCCUGAAAGUCGCACCCCAGCUAGAACGCAGAUCGACUCCCGGUCACGAAAACAAUUCGCAGCACACUACUACGGUCACGGCGCGAAAUUCGUAUUCGACGGUCUAAGUGCCGCCCAGAUGGCACGCUGGCUUCGCAGCCGUCACCCGCAACAUCUGGCUCUGCUGAAACAUAUCACGUUUAGAAUGGACACUACGCAAGUCAACCGCUUUCGAUCGUGGCCGAACUGUCUUGGCUACUAUCGAGACUAUAUUGGUCGAGAUACUGCGACCAUGUAUCUGCUGGACGUACUUGAAUAUCUUGGUCUUGCACGAAUUCUUGCUUUUGCAAGCUCGACCCAACAAACAUCGCAGACAGCCGCAUUUCUCGCAACUCCAGGCACCAUGACGCUCCGCCAAUACGGCUUCACAUCCUCCGCCAGCACGAGCCCAAGCUCUAACAAGAAGUCUUCACACGCCAUAAAGUUCGCGCCACGCUCCUGCCCGGACAUGACCUCCCCCCCAAUCGACCUUGCCCGUCUGGCCACUCAAAUGCAAGCCCUACCACAAGAACUUAUCAACGCCGUUUACUACAACGUCUUUACCCCUGACCAACGCAUCCGAAUCGUCUGGCCCGAAAGUCGUCUCCCCGCUAGGCUGCAGGUGGAUCGGCACUCGAGGGAAAUGUUCGCAGCGCGGUAUUACGGCGGCGGCGCCGUGCUCGACUUCCGGAAUAUGGACGAAGAUCUCCUGAUCAAGUGGCUUGGUAGUCGUUCGACUGCGCACUGGGCUCUGCUGCGGCAUAUCACAUUCACUGCGGGACGAGGAUCAUAUCACAGGACGCUUGACUUUCAAGGCGGGGGGACCGUGUUGUUAAGGAUGAGGUUGCUGAGGAGAUUGGCUGAGGUCGGCAUCAAGGACGGCGAGAAUGUGCUGCAGGUGGUCAAGUCUUAA